AUGGCCUGCGUGUUGGCCUCGAUCGCCUUGGUCGUGGCGUCGGAUGAAGAUUGCAGGGAGGCCAGGGUCUUGGCGAGGGUCUCCAGGGUGGACUUGAGAUCGUCCUCCAUGGCAGCGGCUUGGAUGGGGAUACUUCCACGAAUCUGUUUUCUGUUGGAGGUUUUGUCCAAAUACAACAGGCAAACUUGCUUGAAUUUUGUGAACCAUGGAGUUUUUCAGCAGGCAUUGUGGCACUGGUACAGAAAAGCUGGUACUAUUGAGGACUGGGUAAGAUCUGGAAAGGAAAAAUGCAAGCUUAGUUCAGCAAUGAUGGUUGAGCAGCUGUGGUUUUGGAGAACCUGCAUCUCUUAUGGGUUUUGUAUAGCUCACUUUGCUGAUUUCUUUCCUGUUUUGUGUCUGUGGCUCAGUCCUCCUGAGUUUGAGAAACUAAGUGAACACAAUGUUCUUGUUGAGUUUAGUUCUGUUGCUAGAGAGUCAUAUCUUGUCUUAGCAGCUCUGGCACAAAGGUUACCGCUCCUUCAUUCAGUGGAGCAGCUUGCCAAUCAAGAUCUGGGAGUUUCUGCCAGUUAUAUUGAGACAUGUUCUUGGAGCCAUGUUGUCCCGAUGGUAGACUUAGCAUUAUCUUGGUUACAUCUUAAUGAUAUUCCCUAUGUAAGUUCACUAAUCAGCGGGCAGAAUAGGAAUACAAAGCACAUGGUAGAGGCAAGCUAUUUGAUUUUGGUGAUUGCUUCUGUGCUAGGCAUGCUUAAUUCAAUUUUGGAAAGAAUAUCACCAGAUGUCACUCCUGAGGAUAAAAGUUACAGCUUGCCCUGGAUACCUGAUUUUGUCCCCAAAAUUGGCCUGGGCAUAAUUAGUAAUGGAUUUUUCAGCUGCUCGAGCACUGUUGCUGUUAGAAAUGCAGAGCAUCAGUCUUUUUGUUGCGCGUCUUUGGUGCAGGGACUACGUUAUAUGAGAUGCCAUGUUCAAGGAAGUCCUGUCAUCCUCGAUGAAGGUGUGAAGUCAGAUAAUGUGACUAACACAGUUGUGACAGCUUCAAAUUGGAUCAGUUCUUCCCUAGGGUUGUCUUUGAUUGCCGGACCUGGACAAAUCUAUAUGUUGGAGAAAGCUUUUGAUAUGAUUUUUGAACCUUCCAUUCUGAAGUAUCUCAAAUCAUCUAUACACAAAUUUGCCUCUGAGAUGGAAUUACUGAAACCUUUUGAAUGGGACAUAAAUGAAGAUGGAUAUCUGCUCUUCAGCAGUGUUCUCAAUUCACAUUUCAGAUCCAGAUGGUUAGCCGUCAAGAAGAAGCAUUCAGAUAAAUACGCAGGAAAUAAUAGCAGCACUAAGAUUUCAAAAACACCAGAGACAUUGGAGACAAUUCAAGAAGAAACAGAAUUGACAGAAGCUGUAAAUCAACCUUGCAACACAUUAGUGGUAGAGUGGGCGCAUCAGAGACUGCCUCGUCCUAUCCAAUGGAUUCUAAGCGCAGUUUGCUGCAUUAAUGAUCCAAAAGGCACGCUCUCAACAUCAGCCAACUAUAUUCUUGAUAUGUCAAGGGCUGGUCUUAUCUUCCUUUUAGGAAUUGUAUGGACAGCAUCUGAACAGGUUAUGCCAGAAAUUCUAGCAAUGGAGAUCAGUAGCCUCGAAAUUCUCAGGUUCCAGGAGAAAAUUCAUGGAAGCUACACUACUUUUGUUGAGAACCUAGUUGAUCAAUUUGCAGCUGUCUCAUAUGGAGAUUUUGUUUUUGGUCGGCAAGUGGCCAUUUAUCUGCAUAGAAAGGUUGAGCCAGCAGUACGGCUUGCAGCAUGGAAUGCACUGUCUAAUGCGUAUGUGCUUAACCUGUUACCCCCGCUAGACAAAUGCAUUGGCAACGCCCAAGGAUACUUGGAGCCUCUUGAGGAUGAUGAAAAAGUUUUGGAAUCUUAUGCUAAAUCAUGGACGUCUGGUGUCCUUGACAAAGUUUUACAGCGUGAUUCCAUGGCCUUCACAUUGGCAAAGCAUCACCUUUCAGGCUUUGUCUUCCAGUCCAGCGAUUCUGGCAAGACGCUGCGAAACAAGCUGGUCAAAUCGCUUAUCCGGUGCUAUGCACAGAAGCGGCAUCAUGAGCAAGCUAUGCUGAAGAGCUUCGUUCUGCAAGGCAUCACACAGGAUUCCAAUAGCAGUGGUAAUGAGCGUGAUCGGCGAUUUGAAAUCUUGAAGGAUGCCUGUGAGAUGAACUCCUCCCUCUUAGGUGAAAGUCCAGAGACUGAAGGCGUGUCUUGGCCAAUGAAGGCCAGAAACUUAAGUGUGUCAUUGACUAGUGAUUACUUUCAAUUUUGA
Messenger RNA from Miscanthus lutarioriparius, 2298 nucleotides. NCBI's taxonomy places the organism in Eukaryota, Viridiplantae, Streptophyta, Magnoliopsida, Poales, Poaceae. The record is from the annotation of a GenBank genome assembly.